Molecule: messenger RNA, 859 nt
Organism: Mucor mucedo
Lineage: Eukaryota; Fungi; Mucoromycota; Mucoromycetes; Mucorales; Mucoraceae
Product: NAD(P)H:quinone oxidoreductase, type IV
Exons: 4
Coding region: 52-693 (213 amino acids)
Molecular function (GO): FMN binding; NAD(P)H dehydrogenase (quinone) activity
Source: RefSeq, a predicted model, not a curated record
GUAAAAGAAAAAAAAAAAAAAACUUUCUUCUUCAUCUUUUAGAUACAUAUCAUGUCUGCACCCGCCAAAGUUUACGUGGUUAUUUACACGGUCUAUCAUCAUGUCCAUAAGUUGGCUGUGGAGGUCCAAAAGGGUUUAGAAUCCACCGGUGUUCAAACAAAGAUGUUUCAAGUGCAAGAAACUUUGCCUGAAAGUGUAUUAAAGAAUAUUCAUGCUCCUCCCAAGCCCGAUUUACCCAUUAUUCGCCCUGAACAAUUAAAUGAUGCAGACGGUAUUUUAUUUGGCUUCCCCACAAGAUUUGGUUCGAUGCCUAGUCAAGUGAAAGGGUUAUUGGAUGGCACCGGUGCUGCAUUUGCUAAGGGUACAUUACACGGUAAAUUUGCUGGUACAUUUUUCAGUACGGGGUCUCAACAUGGUGGACAAGAGACAACUGCGUUGACUACCAUUCCAUUUUUUACACAUCAAGGUAUGACUUACGUGCCACUGGGUUUCCCACCUCAACUGAACGACAACACUGAGAUUGUGGGUGGUUCAGCUUAUGGAGCUGGUACGAUUGCUGGAGGCGAUGGAUCCAGGUCACCUACUAUCAAGGAAUUACAGGUUGCUCAUAUCCAGGGACAACAAUUUGGUAAUCUAAUUCGAGCUUAUGUUCGAGGUAAAAAUGCCUUUGCUGCAGAAGAGUCCUCAAAAUAAUAAUAAUAAUAAUAAAAAAAAAAAAUGUUUAUUUUUUUUUCGAAUUAAACAGUGAGAGAUUUACUCAGUUCUUGAAUUACUUUAUCCCAAUUGUGAGAGUUGGAGAUAUCAUCAAAGAGACUGGAUUUAUUUUCAGUGACAAAAGUAACGAGUUCGGAACUUUUUG